AUGCUGCAGGAGGAGGCGGGUGUGUCGCUGACCAUCGCCCAGCUGGUGCAGAAGCUGACGGGGUCCCGCCUGCAGGCCCAGCUGCAGCGCCAGGCCACGGAGAGUCUUCACCUGCCUGAAAUUAAACUUGAGUCUCUAAAGGAAGAUAUUAAGGCAUUCUUAAAAGCGUCAGGUUGGGAGAAGAAACUUCAGAAUGCCGUUUACAGUCACCUGAGCGUGUUCCCUUCACCUUGCCACCCUGCAGCCCCACCAGAACAUCUAAAAGAACCUUUGGCCUACAUGAGGAAAGCCCAGGCAAGUUGGGAGAAAAGAAUUCUGAAGAGCCUGAACAGCAUGUGUACUGAACUAAGUAUCCCACUAGCCCAGAAGAGACCAGUUGCAGAGCAGAAAGAGCUUCUUAGUAAAUGGAAUGAAAUGGGGACAGAUGAACCAGGCUAUUUAACUGCAGGUGCUAAUGCAGAUUUAAGCCAUUUUAGACCCGUUUAUGCUCCUAAAGAUUUUCUUGAGGUACUAAUGAAUCUACGCAACCCAAAUUAUGAAAAUGGUGAUCAGCCUAGUUUCAGAACUCAUUUGGGUUUAAUCCAAGUGCCACUAAAAGUCAAAGACAUCCCUGAAUUGAAAGAGUUCUUCAUUGAGCUAGGUUUGAAUACUGGACAGCUGGGCAUUGAUGAUUCAACACAAGUGCCUCCUGAACUUUUUGAAAACGAGCAUGUACGUGUUGGGCAGAAAGUUUUAACAGAACAAGAUAGUGCUGCCGCUCAACAGUAUAUCCGGCAAGGAAGCCCUACAGCACUAAGAGCGGAGUUGUGGGCCCUCAUUUUAAAUGUUUCCAGUCAACCCGAGGACAUUUUAUAUUAUGAGCAACUCAAGUCCAAUGUGAUUCAACAUGACCUUCUGGUAGAUAGCUUAAUUUAUAAGGAUGUUAAGCUGACAGCCAGCAAUGAUGAUUACUAUUUUGUCUUUGAAGAUUAUUUAUACCAGGUGUUACUCUGUUUCUCCCGGGACACAUCCGUUUUGGAUCAUUUUGCUUACAACAGCGCUUCCCCACCCAAAUCGUACAUAAAAGGAAAACUUGGAAUGGAAGAGUAUGCUGUCUUUUAUCCACCGAAUGGUGUAAUCCCUUUCCAUGGAUUUUCAAUGUACGUUGCUCCACUUUGUUUUCUGUACCAUGAACCUUCCAAACUGUAUCAGAUCUUCCGUGAGAUGUAUGUGCGUUUUUUCUUCAGACUCCAUUCCAUCUCGUCUCAUCCUUCUGGUGUUGUGUCCCUGUGCCUGCUGUUUGAGACUCUGCUUCAAACUCAUCUUCCUCAACUCUUCUAUCACCUGCGGGAAAUUGGCGCUCAGCCACUCCGCAUAUCGUUUAAAUGGAUGGUGCGGGCAUUCUCUGGCUACCUCGCCACGGACCAGCUCCUGCUCUUGUGGGAUAGGAUCCUAGGCUACAACUCUCUGGAAAUCCUUGCAGUCCUGGCAGCUGCUGUGUUUGCUUUCCGAGCGGUCAACCUGAUGGAGGUGACAUCACUGGCUGCAGCUGAAGCUGUACUCGCCGACCUUUCCACUCUGAAAGUUAUGCCUCUUCUUCAGAUUUUUUUAUUCGCUACGGUCACUUGAGCUCCAAGGUCACCGGCACGGCACCACGCACCUGGCUUCCGUUAGAAAUCAUCAUGAGCUGUGCGACCUCUGCACCGAAGCGAAAUUAAACUGUCACUAA
Messenger RNA from Tachyglossus aculeatus (Australian echidna), 1708 nucleotides. RefSeq names its product TBC1 domain family member 19 (gene TBC1D19). The coding region runs from base 1 to 1608 and encodes 535 amino acids. The transcript is spliced from 22 exons. The record is from RefSeq and is a predicted model, not a curated record. NCBI's taxonomy places the organism in Eukaryota, Metazoa, Chordata, Mammalia, Monotremata, Tachyglossidae.